This is a messenger RNA of Trichosurus vulpecula (common brushtail), 3021 nucleotides long. RefSeq names its product thioredoxin domain containing 16 (gene TXNDC16). NCBI's taxonomy places the organism in Eukaryota, Metazoa, Chordata, Mammalia, Diprotodontia, Phalangeridae. The coding region runs from base 290 to 2713 and encodes 807 amino acids. The record is from RefSeq and is a predicted model, not a curated record. The transcript is spliced from 20 exons.
GGGAUUGUUUUUCCUUUUACUGGUUGGGGGCGGAGCGUCUCCCUCAGGUAGGCGUAGUUUAGUCUUCUGAUGUUGGUCUAGAGAAGGAUGUCGAACUUGCCCGACGUAGACCUACCUACUUGAAGAUUUCUCCUUUAGCCCUCGUUCGCUUCCAUAGCCCCUUCCUUCUGCUUCCUCGGGAGCUGCAGCAUCUUUGUGCAGCCUCUUCCCCAACGGGUGUGGAGAGACUGGGCCACAGACAGUGCCCAGGGAUACCAGGCGGAUUCUGUUUAAUUUACAUUUCUAGUUGAUGAUGUCUUCCGGAUUAAACAUAUGGAUGUAUAGUAUCUUUUUUGUGCUGCUUUGUGUGUGUUAUAAAUCUCCUGCAAGAAAUAGAGACACUCUAAUGGAACUGAGUCUUCAGGAAUAUUUCAGCAUUUUGCAGACAGGAAAAACCUCUCUAGUUUAUUUUAGUCAAGAUGUUUCUGCAGAUAUUACUGUAUUUCUUGAAGAAUUGAAAAAAGCAGCUGGACCUCUUCAUAAUUACGGGAUUUCAGUUGCAAAGGUUAAUUGUGCUGAAGAAGAGGCAUCAAAAUACUGUGGAAAGGAAAAUGAUUUGACAAAAGCAUAUUUAUUCCGAGGUAACAUACUACUCAGAGAAUUCCCAACUGAUACUUUGUUUGACGUGAAUGCCAUUAUAGCUAAUGUUCUCUUUGCACUUCUAUUUAAUGAAAUAAAAUACAUUACUUCACUAGAGGACUUUGAAAAUAUAGAAAAUGCUAUGAAGGGAAAAACAAAUAUUGCCCUCAUAUAUGUGAGAGCAAUUGGAACACCAGAACAUAGAGCAGUAAUGGAAACUGCUUUUGUAUAUGGUACUGCUUAUCAGUUUGUAUUAACUACAGAAACUGCCCUUUUGGAAGGAAUUGGGGCUGAAAACUCUGAUAUAAUAUCUGGAAGGCUUUUCUUCUUUCACUGCAAACUUGUCUUAGACUUGGCUCAGAAGUGCCAAAAGACUGUAUUAGAACAGCCAUUGACUAUAUUAAACAUUCAUCGAUUUCUCAAGCUGAUGGAUGCACCUUUGUUGACCGAAAUUACUGAAGAUCCUGAAAAAGUUUCGACUGUUCAUCUCCAACUUGGUUUACCACUGAUUUUUAUUCUUAGUCAACAAGCCACCUAUGAAGCUGAUAAGAAAACUGCAGAAAUAGUCGCUUGGCGCCUCCUAGGAAAAGCAGGAGUCACAUUAUUGUUAAAGGACUCCUCAGAUUUGAAUAUUCCAGCUCAUACCAAUGUGAUCUUCAAAAGAGCAGAAGAGGGAGUACCAGUCGACUUCUUGGUUUUACAUGAUGUUAACUCAAUAAUAUCCCGGGUGGAAAAUAAUAUACCUAUCCAAAAUAAUGAGCUAGCUAAGGACUAUGAAGAAGGUGAAAUGGAGACUCUAAAUCUAGGUAUUCAGGAUGAUCAAGUGGUCGAAACAGUUUACAGAGACAGAAAGAGAAAUUUACCUUUGGAACUGAUAGUAGAACUAACUGAGGAGACAUUUAACAGCAUAAUAAUGAAUACUUCUAGCAGCAUAAUAUUAUUUUAUGCUAAUUGGGAAGCGGUGUCCUUGGCAUUUUUGCAAUCCUAUGUUGAUGUGGCAAUCAAAUUGAAAGGAGUGUCCAAUAUAUUAUUUACUAGAGUCAACUGUGGAGAUUGGUCUAAUGUCUGUACAAAGCAAAAUGUCACUGAAUAUCCUGUUAUAAAGAUAUUUAAGGAAGGAGAGAAGCCAGUAAUUUAUACUGGUAUGCUAGAAACGGAGUAUCUCCUAAAAUUCAUAAGAUUAAACGGAAUUUCAUGUCCAGUGAAGAUAGUGACUAUUGAAGAAGCAGAAGAAUAUUUAAAUGGAGAAUUAUAUAAAGAACUAACAUCCUAUUCUAGUGUAUCAAUUCUGGGAAUAUUUAGCUCAAACAUGACAAAAGAAAAGGAAAAUUUCAUUGAAGCAGGAAACAGUCUAAAAGGUUAUGUUAUCACAGGAUUCUAUGAUGAAGAAGAUGCUUUGAUCCUGUCAAAGAAAUAUGCUGUGACUCUUCCAGCACUACUGCUUGCCAGACACAAAGAAGGGAAAAUAGAUAGCAUUUUGCUCCCUAAUUCUGAUGCUAAGGAUAUAGUUCAAAUAAUAAAAAGUGCAUUGUUGGAAAUAUUUCCAGAAAUAACAGUGGAAAAUCUUCCCAUCUAUUUAGGACUUAAGAAACCAUUACUCAUUUUGUUCAGAGAUGGCAAUUUAAAUUACAAGGAUGAAAUAGAAAUGUUACAUCUGGUAAAGCAAAAACACCUGGAAACACUCAUCCCUUGCUGGUUAAAUCUUAAGACUACUCCUGUGGGGAGAGGAAUACUGAAAGCUUACUUCAAGCAUCUGCCUCCACUGCCACUUCUUGUUUUAGUGGAUCUCCAUUUACGGGGUCAAGUAUCUGCAUUUCCAUUGGAUCAAACCAUAAAUGAAAAAAACAUUUUGUUAUGGCUUCACAGAGUAGAAGCAGGAUUAGAAAGUCCUAUCACAACUUUAUCUGAUGAAGAAUGGAAGCCACCUCUUCCUGCUUACAAUUUUCUUAGCAGGAUGGAUGCUACGGUUCCCUACACAGAAAUUGCCCAGUUUCCUACACAGAAUAUGCUUAGAUGUGCAAGAACAACUGAUCCGCAACAGCAUGACAAGGGACAUUCUGAAGAUAAAUCUGCAUUCAGAAAGGAAGCUACUUAAACAAUGAAAAUGAAGCGCUGGAAAAAGAACUCCCUUUAAAAGAGCAAGAAAGAUGUUUAAACAUGAUAAUAAUGAUUUGUGAUUUUCAAAAUUUAGUUAACUGCAGAAUUUUUGGAAAUAUGUCAGAGGCUUCUUGACUAAUCUAACAUUUGAGUAUAUUACCUUAAUUAAAAAUUAUAACUGUUUUAAAGCCCUGGUUAAAUUUAUAUUCCUUAGAUUAUAUAUUCAUUUAACUUAGUUCUAGUCACUGGAAUGUCCCAUCACACUGCAGAUCAGAUAUUUAUCAUUAAAUGAUCUAUUUAAUUUUA